Messenger RNA from Cyphomyrmex costatus, 2471 nucleotides. RefSeq names its product leucine-rich repeat-containing protein 24. The transcript has a single exon. The record is from RefSeq and is a predicted model, not a curated record. Lineage: Eukaryota; Metazoa; Arthropoda; Insecta; Hymenoptera; Formicidae. The coding region runs from base 1 to 1920 and encodes 639 amino acids. Gene Ontology annotation, molecular function: protein binding.
AUGGGAGUCUCGGUGUUUCUAUUGUACGCGGUAACGGUACUCGGUGUGACAGCCAGCGACAAUUGUGCCGACAAGUGCUCGUGCAAGUGGAAGAGCGGGAAGCGCACGGUGGAGUGCGUGAAUCGCGACCUGAUCAGCAUACCGGAGUGGAUCGAUCCGGAGACCCAGGUGCUGGACAUGAGCGGCAACAACAUCUGUCACCUGCCAAACAACAUAUUUAUACACGUGCGGCUGACGAAUUUGCAGCGUCUCUACUUGCGUGAGUGUCGUAUCGAUCGGAUCGAUAGCGAGGCAUUGGCCGGCUUGACGAAUCUCGUGGAGCUCGAUCUCAGCAACAAUAUGCUGGCCGCGGUGCCGAGUUCGAGUUUCACCGACACGCCAUUCUUGCGCGAUUUGGUGCUCGCGUACAAUCCGCUCAAACGAAUUCGCUCGCACGCGUUUAAGAGCACACCGAAUCUAGUGAAGCUCGAUUUAUCGCAUACACAGCUCGUCGAGAUUGAGGCUAAGGGUUGGCGCGGACUGGAAAUGCUCGAGAGUCUCAAGCUGAGCAACAAUGAACUGUCCACCCUGCAUCUGGGCACUUUUGAGCCGCUUAACAAGCUCACUAGUAUCGAGCUGCACGAAAAUCCGUGGGUCUGCGAUUGUCAUUUACGUGAGAUGAAAAUGUGGCUGGUCAAGCAUAAUCUACCGACCAUCGUGACGCCCGUAUGUCACGGGCCCCAGCAAUUGCUCGAUCGUGCCUUCACCGAUCUCGGUAUCGAUGACUUUGCCUGCCGGCCGAUCUUGCUGAUAGCCAGCCGUUAUGCCGAGGCCACCAUCGGCGAGAACGCUAGUAUCGUGUGUCGCGUGAGUGCGGUACCAGCAGCAGAAAUCAAGUGGUAUUGGAACGGCCGAUUAUUGACCAAUCACUCGGCCUUCAGCAGCUAUCAAAAAAUCCUCAUCUUCGAGGAGGGUCAAUUUAAGAAACGGAGCACUCUUAUUCUCACCAACGCACAGGAAGCGGAUUCUAGUGAGUUCUACUGCGUUGCCGAGAAUCCCGCUGGCUCCGUCGAGGCAAAUUUCACCUUGCACGUGUCUCUAAGGACGGCAGGCAUGUCGACUUUAGGCUCGGGCCAGAUCGCGGGUAUAUCCGCCGCGUUGGUGGUGCUCAUACUCUUCAUCCUGCUCAUCAUUCUCGUAUUGUUCAUUCGUUUGCGGAGAAUGCCGCUGAAGGACGUGAAAUCGUCGGCGCCGAUGGAAGCGGCGUCGAGCGACGGUAUCGGCAGCGGUGGCGGCGGCAGUGGUGGCGGCAGCGGUGACAACAACCCUCCGUCCGCGACCUCGACGACUCGCAGGAAACACGAGGAGAUCGAGACGACGUCGUUCGCGCUCGAGUCCAAGCCACCCGCGUCGCUGCAUCUGAGCUACGUGCAGAGACCGCACGCGGUCGUAAUGCAGGAGAGCGAGUACAGCACAAUCAGCCGCUUCGACGAUCAGAAUCAGCCCGCGGUGGCGGCGAUGCCGGGUGCCGGGUGUUUCUCGUCGACGACAUCCUUGAUGCCGAUCGAUAAUCCGGAUCUCAUCAGGGACACUCGGCGCAGCUCCAACGAGGACAUCACGCCUUACGGCGUCGCCGAUUACGGCCGCGUCGAAGCGCUAGACGACGCCGGCAAGAUGCUCUACACCAGCUGCCUGUGGGAGGCCAGGGACAGCUGCGGUAGGGCGUCCGCCGUUUCGGCGAACGUGUAUCCCUCGAAGGAGCAGCAGCUCGCGGUGGUCGCGCCGGUCGUCGAGCAAUUUCCACCCGGCGCGAAGCAGAUAAGAGUCUGGCAGAAGGGGGUCCCGGUGCUGCCGCCGGUUUCAGCGCUGAAACGCGUCCUGGGAUCCACGCGCAGCUCGCCCGAUGAGGGUUAUCAGGAGGGCACCGGUACCGACGUCUAGGUACCGCUACUUCAUUACUGCGAUGCCCGUCACCGUUAUCUGGAGCUACGUAGACGACACCAGGAGGACGACACUGACUGCUAAGAGAGGAACGAAGGAAAAAAAGUAAAAGAAAAAGAGUUGUCCUCACGAGUGCCGGGCGGGCGGUAGUGAACAGGUUUAAAAAAAAUGUGCCGGACGAAUCUCGCGUUCAAGUGUGAUCGCAUCAGUGUGACUAUAUGAUCAAAGCUAACGCGUCAUUAUUGUUGUACACAGACCACUCUUUACUGUUGGACGAAAGCGUUACGCUCGCAAUCGCGUUUACGUACAGUGAUGGACGAUACAACAUUAUACAGUUUCACACAUUUAAAUAGAUACCAUUCAAGUCAGCAAGAGCGAUAGCACCUUGCAAUCGGGAAGGUACAAUUGAACCAUAGACAAGACGUGAACAACGCACAGCUCACCUCUAAAGACUGCCAUAACUAUAGUACGCGCGUCGAAUCGCUAGGCGUAUGCAAGGAGCUUUCUAGAGGUCGACGAACGCGUGGAUCGUUACUGCAAGAGAUUGACAU